CCGAAAUAUCCGGGCACUGCGUUCAAACAUGGCGGAUAAAUUGCCGAUUUUGCCAAAUUGGUGGAAAUCUUGCCGAUAGAUUGUAAAUAUGAGCAUAAUUCUUUGCAUCGUCAAGCCAGAUCAUUGCUAGAUAAGUGCGAUAUAAAACUAUAACUUUGGAGAAUGGAAAGUGCUGAUGAACAGCAAGAUAUAAAGAAGGAACAGGCAGAAGAGGAGGCAGGUUCAGGGAUAGAAGAUGUCUCAGAUGAUGAUGAUGAAGAGGAGGGUGAUGGUGACGAUGAUGAUGAUGAUGAUGAAGAGGAAGAAGAUGAGGAUGGAGAUGAAGAAUGGGAUUCUGAUGAAGAAGUUGGAGAAGAAAAUGAGGCUGAUGAUAAUGGAGAUGAUGAUGAUGAGGGAGAAGAAGAAGAAGAUUGUGAUGAUGAGGAUGAUGAUGAAGGAGAAGCUGUGUUAGAAGCCAGUGACAGUGAGGGAGAAGAUGGAGAGAGGUGUCCUAUUUGUUUGAACAGAUUUAAGGAUCAGGAUGUUGGUACACCUGAGGCCUGUGACCAUGUCUUCUGUCUGGAAUGUAUACAGGAAUGGUCAGCAAAUGUGAAUACAUGUCCAGUAGACAGACAAGUAUUUAAAUUGAUUUUAUGCAAGCAUGGAGUUGAUGAUAUCAUAUAUAAAAAGCUGACAGUAGAAGAUGUAAACAAACAAGCUGAUGAUGAGGAAGAGGAGGAGCCUACAUAUUGUGAGGUUUGCCAUCAGUGUAACAGAGAAGACCGCCUACUUCUCUGUGAUGGGUGUGACUUGGGUUACCAUCUGGAUUGUCUGUCUCCGCCCCUCAGUCAAGUUCCAGUAGAGGAGUGGUUCUGUCCAAACUGUGCAAGAAGAGAAGGUGCAGAUGCAGACUAUUUACCUGCAUCAGGGUUCCGUAGACAGAUUCCACGUACUCUUGUCAUGGAACGUGUGCGAAGUGCAAUAGAGGAAAGACGAGUGAGACGAACACUGCGUAGAAUUGUCUCGUCGGAUGAGGAAGAGGAGGAGGAGGAAGAGGAAAUAGGACCGCUAUCUUCAGCAGGGUCAUCAUCAGUAUCUAGUCCAGCUAAAAAAUCACCAGUCAAAAAACCUACAGCAAAAAGAAAAACCCCAAGAAAGUACACACGCAGAAAGAAAAGAAAAACAACUAAGAGAAAGACACCCAAAAAGACAGCUACUGGUAAGAAGAAGUCAACUAUUAAGAAAAAGAGAACAAAAACUACAAGGAAGAGAAAAACAAAAAGAAGAGGCAAAAAAGGGAAGAAACUGAAGAGACUUGCUCGUACGGCCAAACCAGCUGCUGUAACUACAGUGAAGACCCGUAUAGCUGGAGCAUUAGGUUUGACAAACCCGCCCAAAGGUCGUACCAUACCCAUGCAGAAGUUGAAGCAGGAGAAAUCCAUUGAUAUGAAGAGGGCAGAUAUAGGGGCAGCAUCGUUAUCAAUAUUUGGUCACAGAGACCAAAUUAAUUUUUAUGAAGAUGAACAAGAUGAGCCAGGUACCAGCAGUACUACUGUAGGUGGAUCUGCAGGAACCAGAAAGUACUCCAAACUAUCAUUGUCUUCCUACAAACCCAUAGGCAGGGUACCUGCUGUGUAAGUAUUUGUCAGAUAAAAAUAAGAUAAACCUGUCCU
Molecule: messenger RNA, 1652 nt
Organism: Mercenaria mercenaria
Lineage: Eukaryota; Metazoa; Mollusca; Bivalvia; Venerida; Veneridae
Product: PHD and RING finger domain-containing protein 1-like
Exons: 9
Coding region: 163-1617 (484 amino acids)
Source: RefSeq, a predicted model, not a curated record